AUGACCUCUUUUGCUGUUGUCCAUCUUGCAGGGACGGGAGAGAGUGGCAAGAGUACGUUUAUCAAGCAGAUGAGAAUCAUCCACGGGUCGGGCUACUCUGACGAAGACAAAAGGGGCUUCACCAAGCUGGUGUAUCAGAACAUCUUCACGGCCAUGCAGGCUAUGAUCAGAGCCAUGGACACGCUCAAGAUCCCCUACAAGUACGAGCAUAAUAAGGCUCAUGCACAAUUAGUUCGAGAAGUCGACGUGGAGAAGGUGUCUGCUUUUGAGAAUCCAUACGUAGAUGCAAUAAAGAGUUUAUGGAAUGAUCCUGGAAUCCAGGAAUGCUAUGAUCGACGACGAGAGUAUCAGUUGUCUGACUCUACCAAAUACUAUCUUAAUGACUUGGACCGCGUUGCUGACCCCGCCUACCUGCCUACGCAACAAGAUGUGCUUAGAGUUCGAGUCCCCACCACAGGGAUCAUCGAAUACCCCUUUGACUUACAAAGUGUCAUUUUCAGAAUGGUCGAUGUGGGGGGCCAAAGGUCAGAGAGAAGAAAAUGGAUACACUGCUUUGAAAAUGUCACCUCUAUCAUGUUUCUAGUAGCGCUUAGUGAAUAUGAUCAAGUUCUCGUGGAGUCGGACAAUGAGAAUCAUCCCACCAGACAGGACAUUUUCGACGUUAUGUUUGUACCGCUCAGUCGUGUUCCGAGUAACGGCUUUUAUUUACCCUCGUAAUGAGUAUAAAUGAUAUCUUCACAUUUGAUCUAUCACCAUACAAGAAUCCCUCACCAAAGUCAGAAUUACCUUCCUGGAAAAUCAGCGAAAUCACAAAAGGCAGGAUCAUUGCCUCACAGAAAACAGGGGUGGGAGCAGACAACUUAAACGGCUUUACACGUAGAAUGUUAUCAUCACAGCACACGAGAGUUCUAGAAGGCAAAGGGAGGCGAGAAGCCCACACCCUCCUCGUGGAUUACCUCAUUCAGUACACACAUUGCCGUCUCGAGCUUUGUUGUACAUUUUGGAAAUGUUCUAACCAGUUCCUGUGCUUAGCCAGCUCCAGUUCUGUCAUUAGCCUUUUCCUUUGUUUCUCUGUUCCAGGUGUUAACAGACUAUCUGUGUCAUUGUCUGGCCUUUUCACAAGUUAUCCUGGGGUCAAGGGCCUGGCUCUCUGGGUUACAGGUUGAAGCAGGGAGCUUAAGUUGGUCCAGUGUCUGCACUAUUCCGCAGACCUGCCUCGCAGUCUGAUUAGAGGGGGCAGUGCUUACAGCCGCGUUCUGCACCUGGUGAUGAGGGCACUGAACUGAACAUAUUUGAUGUACAAGUAGAAAAACAUACUAUCUCAGAACUGAUUGGCUAGGGACUAUCCCAUUUUUGUU
Molecule: messenger RNA, 1358 nt
Organism: Leptonychotes weddellii (Weddell seal)
Lineage: Eukaryota; Metazoa; Chordata; Mammalia; Carnivora; Phocidae
Source: RefSeq, a predicted model, not a curated record